Messenger RNA from Enterospora canceri, 279 nucleotides. Lineage: Eukaryota; Fungi; Microsporidia; Enterocytozoonidae. The record is from the annotation of a GenBank genome assembly.
AUGUACCUGAUUGUGUGGGUUCUACGCUGUCGUAUUUUCUUAAUCAGUGAUCAUGCUUGUGUGUGCAGCAAAUUAAGUCUUGAGUUUUUUCUUAGUGAAGGGGUUAAAUCCGUGAUGGGUAAUGUUAAAACUUCAGUUUGUAACAACGCUAUUGUCUUAAGAUCCCCAAUCUUUAAUAUUUUCGCUGUUUCUCAAUCUCGCGCAUGUUAUUCCCUUCUAGACGCAGCUAAAACACGAAUAUUUGUUUUGGUCGUGUCUUCACAUACUCUUUUUCAAUAA